GAUUGUGUGCGUGCAGCGUGAAGAUGUAAAACGAAUAAAUCUUCUUGUUUGAUUUUUUUGUUUCAAAAUCAGUAAAGUAACGUUGUAUAAAUAAUAUAAACCAAGAGAAUUAAACGCGUACUACAUCAUACAUACAUGUAAUUCGAUAGAGGAAACGAUUUAUGUAUUUCAUGUUCUAGUUCGCCAUUACUAUUAUGAACAUUGUACAGCGAUAUUUUAAAUUAAAUGUACACGAAGACGAAGCUUUUAUGUGCUUGUGCAUGUGAAUGUACCUACACCUACACAUCGUAGAGCUCUAUUUCUGAAGAGGUUUGUUAUUCAUAUUAUUUGGAAAAGGAACAUAAUUUUCUUUCAAUUUUGGCGGGAGGUCUGGCACGUUGUUUCACGCUCUUUGAAUGGCGAUCUGUCAUCUGUCGCCUUUUGGCCUCGACGCCUUUAUCUUACGUCCAUGUUUCAACGGUAUUUAGUCAUAAAAUUAGCAGUGCUAUAGUGAAAUUUCUUGUGCGGUGUGCGAUCGAUGUGGACAUUCGACGAUGCGUCAACGUUAGGCGCAUCGGAUAUGGAUAGGCGAGCGUGCCCGAGUUACGAAGCCGGGUUUGACGCCUACGAUCCGUUGAGUUCUGUUUUGGAGUGGUCUGGACGGGAGCCGGCACGUGUGCUCCGGCGGCGGUGCCGCAGUGAGGGAGUGGACCGCUCGCCAUACGAGGAUGUUCCCUUGCACCGUUCCGCGGACGGUGUACCUCGCUACCACAGAACACUGCCUAACAAGAGCCACUUUACUCUGAAUACCACACUCGAGGCCCAUUUCGACAGAUACCGCAACGAGUGUUCUUUGCCUGCUGCAGAAAACGGCGACUACAUCAUGGCUCACGAUCAAAAUAGACAUCAAAGGUACCACCAGCCAACCAGACCAAAAUUGCAAAAAUCCAGCCCCACUAGACCUCUACUAGUUACAACACUAUCCAACACAAAAGUGGAGGAAAGUCGUCUGCCAAAAGUUGAAGAGUUAUUGGAAAAAGUAGACCAUGAUAUGAUGGAAGUGCCAAUUACAAAACAACCUCUAAAAUCAAUACUCAAUAAUCCAUUUCCCAAGUCGCCACCACCAGGAAUAUUAAAAAAAACGAAAAAUAGAUCUUAUCAGGAUCCAAGAGAACCUAUAAGGAUUCCUGAGGGUCGCAGGAGACAACGUGCUUCUAGCGAGUCUGACAAUCUCUAUAGCCAUUUUCCUAUUACUGCUCCUAUACCAGGAUAUGAUAGUCGGGUCACAGCGAAUAUGAAAAGAGCCAAGGACAAUACUGGAACAGGAUAUUCAUAUGGGAGUGCUAUUGCUACCCUUGGUAAUCCGCCUUAUUCAAAAAGUCCUGCUAACUUCGCCAGAGUCAAAAGUAGCAACUACAAAGAACAGCAUCAUGUAGCAAGUGCUAAACCUGAGUGCCACAACAUGCAUGUGUUGAGAACCACUGCAAUCAAUAAUGAGACUGUAGAUGAUGACCCAGUUAUUGAAGGGCCACUCCAAGACUCGCCCAUACCUACCUGCCCAGCGGUGAGCCCGGCGUUACCGGUGAGCUCGGUGACAGUCAUACCACCGGUCCCGAAGAAAUCUGCCAAAACAGUUAAAAAGAAAACUAAGCCCAAAGUUAAGGCCAAUGGUAAAAUGAAGUCAAAGGCCGAAAUUGGUGGCGAGACUGAAGCUGAAGACGCCCACAGUACAUCGCCAUCGCCAGAUCCACCAAUAAAUAAUUGGGAUAUGGAAACAGAUAUUCUCAUAGCUGAAAUAGAGAAAUUAGAGAAAAUGACACCGUCGUCAGCCCAGAAGAAAGAUGAACCGGUUGAGCACAUUUCCAGUACUAAAUUGCCAGUAAAGCCGGCAGUAGCACCAACUCCGGCACCUAUACCAGCGCCGCCACCCGCACCAGCACCUGUUAAAAAAGCGACGUCGAAGGAUUCUCCAAUGCAUAUGCCUGAUGUAGUGAGCAACGCCCUUCGUCCCUCAUUGUUCCCUAGAGUCCCGCCUUAUUUGAGAUUUAUCAAUCACGACGACUCUCCUUGCCUUAAAAUUCCUUUGCCAAUUCAGAAGCAUCUCAAAUGGAAACUCACUACCAUCACCCCCAUCGUUGUUAAGAAAACCUUAACAAAUUCAGGUUUCCGCCUUGUGAAAAGCGAAUGUGAUACUGCAGAGUGCCCUCAAGAAGAAACUAUUGACUGGAUAGGCAUUUGGGGGAAACAUAUGAAAUCGUUGAUGUUCCGAGCAAUAAAAGAUGGCCAGAAAAUGAACCAUUUUCCUGGCACUUUUCAAAUUGGUCGAAAAGACCGUUUGUGGCGAAAUCUUCAAAAGUUAGCGAAUAAGUAUGGAAUAAAAGAGUUUGGUAUUAUGCCCAAAACGUAUGUGCUACCUCAUGAUUUGAAAUUGUUGAAACAUGACUGGGAGAAACACGCGGAGAAUAACGAGAGGUGGAUCAUCAAACCGCCCGCGUCAGCCCGGGGUACCGGCAUCCGCGUCGUGUCCCGUUGGACGCAAAUCCCUAAAAAGCGUUCCGUAGUCGUUCAGCGUUAUGUAUCCAAACCGUACCUGAUUAAUGGAAGUAAAUUUGACAUGCGCUUGUAUGUGUUAGUUACGUCCGUGCACCCCUUGAGAAUUUAUUUGUACAAAGAUGGGCUGGCCAGGUUCGCCUCAGUGAAAUACAAUGAUGAGCUGGCGUCACUAAACGACAGAUACAUGCACUUGACCAAUUAUUCAAUCAAUCGAUUGUCUAAAAACUACACUCCUAAUGAAGAUUUCUCUGCCUGUGAGGGACAUAAAUGGACGUUACAAACCCUGUUCCAAUACUUGAAGACGGAAAGGCGCGUUGACACUGACGCACUGUGGGAGUCGAUGAAAGAUCUUGUUAUAAAGACUAUUAUAUCGGGUGAAGGCAGCAUCAGCUCUCUAACGAAGGCCAACGUCACUUCCCGGUACAACUGCUACGAGCUGUUCGGCAUUGACGUGCUGUUGGACGAAGACCUCAAGCCUUGGCUACUGGAAGUAAAUAUCUCUCCCAGCCUGCACAGCGCGUCGCCCCUGGAUAUCCACGUGAAGGGGCCUUUAGUGACUACAGUGCUAAACAUAGCUCAAUUCCAAAUUCCGGUCAAAACAAAUCUCGAGAUGCUGUCCAAAGAAAAACCUCACAAAUUGGGUGGCUUGCCUUACGACAGCAGAUUGUAUACCAUAUAUUUGUCCAAGGAAGAAAGGGACAAACAUAUAAUUUAUACGAAUAUGGAAGAUCGAGAUAUGUACCUACGCGACAUUUUGUCAACGUUGACGCCAGAUGACGUGCGUCACCUCAUCCAAGCGGAGGAUGAACUGACGCAAUCUGGUGACAUGGAACGCGUGUUCCCGACAUGCCACACUUACAAGUACCUCGGCUACCUGACCGGCCCCCGGUAUUACAACCGGCUGUUCGACGCCUGGGAGACACGGUACACCAUCCACAGAGACUCUGGUAUUGAGCUCCUGCGUAACCUGUGCGACAUCGGCUACCACCUGGAAGUGCCUCCGGUCCCUCUUAAGCGGGCGGCGCCUCAGCUGAGCGCGUUGGAUCGUUGCAGAAUGAUGUGGACGCGCCGUCACCGGUUGCUUCGGAGCGGCCUUCAGUGCAUUCCAUCCCAUCGCUGGAGCCAGCGCCCUCCUCGGCUUCCUUGUCCACCACGGCUCGCACCUGUGGCGACGCCAUCGCGCAGCCGACGGUCCCGCCGGCCCUCGAACCGCGUGCAUAGCACUACGUCACCAAAUCUCCGUGCGACCGACGUGGAAUCUUCAGACAGUGCUCACAUGGAUAUUACCAUCGCAUCUCGAAAGAAGUCCGCGAGUUCAACGGAAGAUAUCUGUGCGGAUCUGAACAGAAAUAUACAGUGCGCGGAGAUGAGCGAAUCGGUCGCCCAGAGUGUGAACUAGACAGGGACAAUAGGAGACCUCAGCGUGGCAAUGUCGAAACUAUAUUGAUCUUCUUUACGUGCACGCGGUAACAUUUUAGAUAACGAGAUAGAAAAAAAAACAGGAAAGUGCAUGAAAAUUUUAGUUAUAGGUAAUCGCCCGUUAUUUAUAUUUAAAAUUCCAAAUCAGCUUUACUUUGUCUUGAUUCUGAUGUACGCAUAGUUAACUUUUAGUUAAGGGGAGCCCACUAAAUUGCGAGUUCCUAUUGAUGAAUAAUGUCGACCACGGAUCGGAGAGAGAAUAUUAAAAAUAUUUAACAUAAUGCAUGAACAACUCGUUUUUACUAUUAUUAUCUGUGAAUUUUUGUAAUUCAUUAAAUACUUGGAUUUCGUUUAGAUUAUUAUUUUGUAAUAUAUUCUCUCAAUAUUGAUGGGCACAACGGGCCAACAGCGUUGACACAGUUUUUAUUGAAGAGAACUGUGAGGGUAUAUUGUAAAAGACUUCGUUGUUUUCGUCUGUAGGAAAGACCGUUUUGUAUAUUUUUCACCAUUCAUCGUGUGAUGCGUAUAAGAACAUUAAAGUAAUAGUGAAAAUAAUGAUUUUGUUAUCGCAUUUAUCUUGUCAUCAUGUACAAUGACCAAUAAUUUAUUUUGCAGACAUUGUGUAAAAUUUUGUAAAAUUAUUAUAAGCACUGGUUUUAAUUAAUCUUAACGAAGCUCUUUCUGAAAAUAGUGAAAGAAUUUGGACUACUACAAAUCAUGACACUAUAAAUCAUGAAGAUAACCAUAUAGACGCAAAGAAGUCUUUUAUCGUGAGACUAAAAGCAUCAAUUCCGAUAUUAUAUUACUUAUAGGUAAAUCGAUAAUUAUAUUCUUCACUUUUGGACGGGAAAAUUUAAUAACUAGAUAUUAGAAAAAAAAUCGUAAAAUCUUAAGACAAAUUAGACAUGUGAUAAAGUUAGAUUUUGGUGUUCAGUCUGACGUGGUAAGUGUUUAGAAUAACAGCAACUCUUGGGUGUUCAUAUAGAACUUUUAGGAAAGAAAAAUCGUAUAUUUGGCUCAAUAGAGCGUGCGGGAUAUGCGUCAUCGUAGAGGUUAAAUGACUGAUGAUGCAAUAAUUAUUCCAAUAAUACGUAGGCCGUAAAACAAAAAAAAUAUGUACGUAAUUGACUGAAUUGAAAUUGAUUCCACCAUACACUGUAUAACACGAAUGUUCAAUAAAAAUAGCUGUAAAUAAUCAUAUAAAUAUAUAUGAUUCCGAGUUAUAUUUAAACAUCGUUAUUGAAUACAUACAUUCUCAGAAUUAGAAACAAUUUAUUACUAUUAUGUAGAAAUAUUAAAAUAUUCUAUGGCAUUUCUUUCACAGCCGAUUAAUAUUUUUUGUACUAUUAUCACACGUUGUUACAAGUAGUGCAUUUUCUAUUUAGAUGAAUAUAUCACGGCAUAAGGAUUCUCUUGACAGGAUUUAUUUAAAUUACACCUUUUUCAAAUUACAUUGAUUACCGAUCACGGUACUUGUACUUCUAGUACUGUAAGGACAAUAACAGGCCUGACGAGUAGCGUCUGAAUGGAAAAAGCGCAACUAUAUAUUUUCUCUCAUCAAUACUUAAUUAGGUUUAACGCUAAGGUUUCCUCUGCAAUAAUGUGUCGUAAUUCUAAAGAAAAUUUUAUGAAUAGGUUAGGUGACUAUAAAUUACAAUGUGUUCAUUGUAACUUAGUGUUGCUAGAGUAGAUGUUUGUCACGACUGUAUCCUCGUGAUUUAAAAAGCGUUUAAUGGAAGAAAUGUCUGGUAUGAAGUACUACUAUGUAUGUAUAGAGAAAAAUAUAUGUUUUGAAUUUUUUAUUGAAUCAUAAGGUAACUUACAGUAUGUUCAUUCCUUAACUUUGAAAAUCACAGUGUUCUUGUUUCUAUUGUUUUAAAAAUAUGCAUGCAGUCGUUUACGGAAAAUGAAAUCAUUAAAGUUACCGCUUUUAAAUAUUUUUGGAUACGAAAAUAAACUUCGAAAUCUAUAGGUAUUGAUGUCUCUCUUUUCUGGAAUGUUGUUUUUUUUUCUGUACUAUUAUUAUAUAUCGGUCCAUUUGCGUACUAUGUUCAUAUAAAUGGUAUUAAUUAGAAAGAAUUUGAUCCGUCAUCUGGAAGACUCCGCCCGCGCUUUAUACUAUCUCUUUAAUAUCUACAAAAGCUGGCUAACCAAACUGCUAAAGCAAAACUAGCUCAACGGUUCUCGUUCGAAUUGCACAUGCACUGCAUUCUACAAAUAUUUAGACUUCGCGUCUAUGAAUUUCCUAUAAAAUAGUGUAAAUAAUGUAUUAGCUGGUUUGUCGUCGAACAGUGGUAACCUUUGUGAGAAUUAUUAUCCUUAGGCGGCUGUUUACUUUUGUAUUGGAAUAUAAAGAUGAUGAUUUACAUAAAUUAUUUAGUGCGUUGUAAUAACCUUUAUGUAUACUUGAUUAUGAUUAUCCAAUUGAGUUUUUACAAUUUACUUUACUCAAUAAUUUAAUUUUUAUUUUUACAGCUGAUUUCGUUUUUAUUUCAUAUCACAAGGUGGUGAUAUUAUUUUAUAGUUACUUUUAUUCCGCAUGUAAUGGCAACCAAAGAUGUCGCACAGUCAUACAGUAGUAACUCCUCCUCUGUUGAUGUUUAUCUAAUCCACUCUGUUCUUCAAGCAUUUAAUCUAAAUGUAACUGAGAGUUAAGGGACAGUUCAGAAUUGAAUUCUUAUGAAACUGAUUAAAAGAGAAAACCCUUUGGACUUGGAUUUUUAUUCCAAAAAAAUGCCUCUGGUGACGAGGUGGUGAUUUUCCGUCAUAGAAAUUUAUCAUGUUGAAACAAUAGGUAAUAGGUAUAUCAUAUUCUGUCCAGUUAAUAGUUUCAUAGAAGAUACGUGAUCUCGAUCAGAUUUAAGUGAAGUAUCACGUUUAUUAGACGACCUUAUUUUGAAUAUUUGAUUUAGGUCACAAGGUAACAUGUUUUGUAGAUAAGGGACAAUUAUGGGUAAUCUUAACCUACAGUUUACAUAUUGUGUGGAAAUCAGAUUAAAACAUUGUUUCCCAAAAAAACAUU
This is a messenger RNA of Pectinophora gossypiella (pink bollworm), 6973 nucleotides long. RefSeq names its product tubulin monoglutamylase TTLL4-like. The transcript is spliced from 14 exons. NCBI's taxonomy places the organism in Eukaryota, Metazoa, Arthropoda, Insecta, Lepidoptera, Gelechiidae. Gene Ontology annotation, cellular component: cilium. The record is from RefSeq and is a predicted model, not a curated record. Gene Ontology annotation, biological process: protein polyglutamylation; microtubule cytoskeleton organization. Bases 518 to 3931 code for a protein of 1137 amino acids. Gene Ontology annotation, molecular function: tubulin binding; tubulin-glutamic acid ligase activity.